Messenger RNA from Oncorhynchus keta (chum salmon), 1100 nucleotides. RefSeq names its product zinc finger and SCAN domain-containing protein 31-like. Gene Ontology annotation, biological process: regulation of DNA-templated transcription. Bases 411 to 1100 code for a protein of 229 amino acids. Gene Ontology annotation, molecular function: RNA polymerase II cis-regulatory region sequence-specific DNA binding; DNA-binding transcription factor activity, RNA polymerase II-specific. The transcript has 6 exons. The record is from RefSeq and is a predicted model, not a curated record. Lineage: Eukaryota; Metazoa; Chordata; Actinopteri; Salmoniformes; Salmonidae.
AAUCGCUGGUCUUUUAUUGAUAAACUGGGAGGAGGGUUGUGAAUCAGUCGGUGUGAUGGCCGACCCCUGCGCUUACAUGACGCCCGUGAACAUGACGCCCUUUCCCAUCCUGCGCGCAGGCGGAAGUUUACUGUACUGGCUCAUCCGAUUCUCCAUGCUCAGAGUCUAAUCAAACAAUAAAAGACCAGUGAUAUCAGCAUCGGCCUCUAGCAUACCAUGACUGAACCGAGUCCGGCCCAGAAAAGCUCACAACCAGGUCAAGAGAUGGCGUCAGUGAAGCUGGAGGACUGCAGUCAAACACUGGAGCUCAAUGUGAUUGUCAAAAAAGAGGAAGAGGAGGAUGAGAGAAGAACCGAGGAAGAGAACGGGGAGUAGAACAGGAGAGGGAAUACGGUAACGUUGACUCGGAUAUGGAAGAAGAGGAGGACCAGGAAGGAGGAGGUGUGGCCAACCCAGGACUUGUUACUGUUAAAAGAGAAGAAGAGGAGGAGGGGGUCAGAGAGGAGGAGGAUGGAGAGGAGGAGAUUGGGGACAGAGAGGAGGAGGAGGAGGACGGAGAGGAGGAGGUUGGGGACAGAGAGGAGGAGGAUGGGGACAGGACCAACCCAGAAACAGGAGAGGGUGCCAGCUCAGACAAAGAGAGACCGUUCCUCUGCUCCCAGUGUGGUAAGCGGUUCACUGCACCAAGCAGCCUGAAGACUCACAUGCAGAGACACAGCGGAGAGAAACCCCACCAGUGCUCCUUCUGUGGGAAGCGCUUCCUACGAUCCACAGACCUGAAGAGACACCAGAUGAUCCACAAAGCAGUCACCUCGGACAGACCGUACCGCUGUUCGGAGUGCGGCAAGACGUUCACCUCGCCCACCAGCCUGAGGAUCCACCUGAAGAUCCACAGCGAAGACAAACCCCACCAGUGUUCCGUCUGCGGGAAGCGUUUCCUGUGGCUGUGUGUUCUGAAGAGACACCAGGUGGGGCACAAAGGUGAGAGAAACAUCUCUCUGCCGGGAAGACACGUCCUGUGUGGCUCGUUGGGCUCAGAACGUGACCUUCGCACAAAGCCCCAGGAUCGUGUUCGGAAUGACAGAACGGUGCAUCGUUGA